CUUGUGUCACAAACGUCACAGAAAAAUUCAUCAUUAUUCUCCGUCCGGAAAUUAUAAAAUUAACAAGUCUCGCUCACACAUAAAAAAUAUACCAUAAAAAUGUGUAUUUAAUUAAUAAAUUAUUUAUUAAAUCAAGUGACAAACAACAUAAACAAAAAUAUUCCAAGAAAUCAACAAAAAUAAAAACAAAAACAUUUCACAAAAAACGCCUUCAGUUAAAAUGCAAAUGACUCAGUGAAAUAUAAAGAAAAAACAAAUUAUGACGACAAAAACGAAAACCACUGCGACAACAACGACCGUGAAUUAAACAACAAUAAAAUACAAACUGUGUAAUUAUUUGUCCUUGACACAAAGUUAACAAAAAAAAUUAAAGACAAAUUUCUAGAAAAAAAAAAACAGUAAAAAAUCUAAUCAAAAUGGAUAAUAAAGAACAACAGCAAGAGAAUAAUCCGCCAAGUGUCACAGUUGACAUGGCUGCACCUGAAAACACAAAUAAUUCAGGACUCGCAAAACCACAGAGUGAAAAGAAUGAUGUUGAACGAAAUGAACAAGAACCAUCUCCAUCUCCGCUUGCAGCAGCUGUUUCUGGAAUAUUAAUUGCACCAUCAUCAUCGUCGACAGCUUUGACCGCAGCGGCCCUGGCUGCUGCCGCCUCUGCCGCUGAUGAACGCAGUUGUUGGAUAUGCUUUGCCACUGACGAUGACAACAAGCUAGCCGCCUGGGUGCAGCCGUGCAAGUGUCGCGGCACCACCAAGUGGGUGCAUCAGAGUUGUCUGUAUCGAUGGGUUGAUGAAAAACAGAAGGGCAACGCCCUACGGAGCGUCAGCUGCCAACAGUGCCAAACUGAGUAUAUCAUUGUGUUUCCACACAUGGGCAAGUUUGCCAAUGUUCUGGAAGUGUUUGACAAUUUGAUAAAGCGAUUGAGUCCGUUUCUGGCGGCUGGCAUAUUUGUAGGGUCGCUCUAUUGGACAGCGGUUACAUAUGGCGCUGUCACUUUUCUGCAGAUUGUUGGUCAUAAAAAAGGAUUGGCUUUGAUGGAGAAUGGGGAUCCACUUGUUUUGUUGAUUGGAUUGCCAGCGAUUCCGGUGGGCCUGGUUUUGGGACGCAUGAUUCGAUGGGAGGAUGCUGUCCUUCGAUUAAUUCGCAAUCGACGAACGAUGGCGAGGAAAUUUCCACUUAUGAGCUUGAUUAUUCCAUAUCCCGAUGAGGAAGAAGAACCAAGUGUACAAAAUCCAGCGACGCCAACUCUUUCCGAUCCAGUAUCCGCAACUCGAAUAUUUUGCGGAGCACUGCUAUUGCCAACAAUAUCAUCGAUUGUGGGUCGUCUUUUAUUUGAAACAAUCGAAAAUACAUUACAUCGUACUCUUUUGGGUGGACUAACGUUUAUUACCGUUAAAGGCAUAUUGAAGAUAUAUCUCAAACAACAACAAUUUACCCGCAAGAAAAAACGUAAAAUUGUCGAUUACACUGAUGAAAAUAUUCGCACAUUUGUCAACCGGAACACAAGACAUGCCAAUUUAAGUUCAACCCAACAAAGAGCUAACGAAAAUAUGGUAUAGGGAAUGGCCUAUUCAUCCUUCAAAAUAAGAAAAAGACAAAUGCUUUUUUUUUUAAACUAAUAUGUAGCAUAUGUAAUCAAAAAAAAAAAACAAAACAAAAAAAUUAUACAUAUAUAUUUAACAUAAAUUUGGAAUAAUAAUAAUAAUUACUAUCUUUUACAUAGAAAUUUCGAAACAUUUUUAAUUCGGUUUUCGAAAUAAUGUUAAUUUGUUUUCUCGUUUUAAACACUAUGAAAUAAUAAUUAACUAAUAUUAA
This is a messenger RNA of Episyrphus balteatus (marmalade hoverfly), 1815 nucleotides long. RefSeq names its product E3 ubiquitin-protein ligase MARCHF5. The coding region runs from base 417 to 1559 and encodes 380 amino acids. Gene Ontology annotation, molecular function: zinc ion binding. The record is from RefSeq and is a predicted model, not a curated record. The transcript has 3 exons. NCBI's taxonomy places the organism in Eukaryota, Metazoa, Arthropoda, Insecta, Diptera, Syrphidae.